UUAAAGGACGAACAUUGGAUCAGUGGACAUUUACGUUAUUCAUGCGGCAAAUUUGGCGUUUAUAAUAUCCUUGGUUGCAUUACGGACAAGGAACAUAACUUGGAAAUUGGUGAAACCUAUGUGUACAACAAUAUGGUUCAUCAGUGUUUUCAACGGAAUUCAACAGUUUACUAUCGACAAUUAAUCUGUGGUAUUUAUGGACAACCGGACUGCGACAAGAUCAACGAAGUCAGUAUUUUAUUUCAAUAUUUUGUUAAACAAAACUUUUUGGACUUGCCAACAGUUGAAUCGUUUUUUGAGCCAUUUGAGGGUGUACCAAAUCCAAAUGAAACCAAAAGUUUAAGUGCUCUUCCGGAAGGCUGGAAAAUUGUUGACGCCAAUAAUAAUCCAGUUGAAUUAUCCAGGUAUCAAGUCAUCGUUAAUGUUUUACCUGUUGAUAGUACACUAAAGACUAGUAUGAGGUCAAAAAGGUUUGUUAAACGACAAAGCAACUAUGGAAUUGGCACUUUUCAAGAAGAACCGUUAAAUGUUGCCGAAGAAGCUAAACAACGGCAACAUGAACGUAUAAUUGGUGUUGGGACUGGAACUGUUGAUUUAAACUCAAAAACUUAUCGUACUGCUGAAAAAAAUAUGCUGCCAGAUACCGUGGCCGGGACACAAAGUGCUGUUAAGUGGUCUGGUAAAACAGCAGUUGUGAACCAAAGAACAGUCGCUGUCGGACCCGGAACAUUUGUUUUUGGUACUUCAAAAACUGGUGGAUUUUUUAUGCAGAAGAACCAGAACUGACA
Molecule: messenger RNA, 788 nt
Organism: Enterobius vermicularis (human pinworm)
Lineage: Eukaryota; Metazoa; Nematoda; Chromadorea; Rhabditida; Oxyuridae
Source: the annotation of a GenBank genome assembly